ACUGACCACAUCUCGUUUCAGAUCUGGGAUCACUGGAACGAGUUUGGGCAAGAUUUGGCAAUUAAAAAGAAGUCAGCAACAAAAAGUAGCAGAUGACCCUUCACAAUUUGCCACUCGUAAUACGGAAAAGGAGCAGGUGAUGGAUUAUGAUUUUUCAAAUUCUGAUAAUAUGAAGGAGAAAGGAACUUUUCAGGAAUAUUCUCAGGAAACUUCUCAGGAAAAUUUGAGCACUGAACUGGAUUUUUCAAGCAGUCAGAAGGAUUCAAUAAACGAAGAGCACUGUAUGGGAGGCAGCAUCAACUCGGAAGAUUCGUAUGACGACAUGAGACGCCUAGUUGGGGAAAAUGCAGAAGAAGAUGCGGACAAGGUUACUAGUUUACCCCUGGCUAGCUUUAACUUCAUUAAUUCCAUUAUUGGAAGUGGUGUAAUUGGAAUUCCUUAUGCUCUCCAUCAAGCUGGUUUCGGUUUAGGAAUAAUACUAUUAUUAGUAGUCGCCAUUCUGACGGAUUAUUCGUUAAUUUUGAUGGUCAGGUGUGGUCAUAUUUGUGGAGAAAUGAGUUAUCAAGGUUUAAUGCGAGCGGGCUUCGGUCGUACAGGUUUCUACAUUCUCACAGCACUUCAGUUUAUGUACCCUUUUAUAGCAAUGGUGUCGUAUAACGUAGUAGUUGGUGACACAGUAACGAAAGUCCUCAUCAGGGUUACAGGGAUCAGCGACUCAAGUUUUCUCUGGUUCUUGGUGCGAAGAGAAAUAGUGAUUUUUUUGUCCACUAUUCUUAUCACAGUUCCUCUCUGUUUAUACAGGAAUGUCGCUAGACUUGCGAAGAUCUCUUUUCUUUCUUUAGUAUGUGUUGGAUUUAUUCUUCUUGCAAUCGUUAUUCGAAUGGAGACUAUGUCAACUGUAGUAAGAAGUGCAGAACACAGUUGGAGAUUUGCAAAUUUUCCUGGUAUUAUACCCGCAGUUGGGAUAAUGGCUUUUGCGUUCAUGUGCCACCACAACACAUUUCUUAUUUAUGGAUCGAUCGAGCGGGCCACACAGAAAAAAUGGGAUGUUGUGACUCAUUGGUCUCUCUUUACUUCAUUCCUAGUCGCAGCAUCUUUUGGAAUUGCAGGAUAUUCCACCUUCACCACUUAUGUACAGGGUGAUCUAAUGGAAAAUUAUUGCUGGAAUGAUGACUUCAUGAACUUUGCUAGAGUCAUGUUCAGCGGCACGAUAUUACUCACGUUUCCUAUAGAGUGCUUCGUGACUCGAGAGGGAUCUUCAUUUUUCCGAAUUUGACAAGUUCGUGCUUGUUUACUUUUUUUCGAGUGCGCGUGAUUGUUGCAAGUCUGAGCACGAUGUCUGUGCCACUGU
Messenger RNA from Belonocnema kinseyi, 1351 nucleotides. Its product is annotated as putative sodium-coupled neutral amino acid transporter 11. The transcript is spliced from 8 exons. The record is from RefSeq and is a predicted model, not a curated record. Gene Ontology annotation, biological process: amino acid transmembrane transport. Bases 140 to 1276 code for a protein of 378 amino acids. Gene Ontology annotation, molecular function: amino acid transmembrane transporter activity. NCBI's taxonomy places the organism in Eukaryota, Metazoa, Arthropoda, Insecta, Hymenoptera, Cynipidae.